GUCAAACGUCCCCAAUUCCAAAAACUUUCCUUUUUUUUUCUUAAAUCUUUAUCUCCUCUUCUAAUCAUGGAAACCUCCUCCCCCUCCCCUCCCCCUCCUCCUUCUGCAUCCCAACACGGCGGCGACAUGGAAAUCCACCAUCCUCCGAUCACCACCGAUUGGGACUGGAGCGAUCUCCUGGACUUCGCCGUAGACGAUCAAAUCCCUCUCUCUUUCGAUACUCUUGGUGACCUCACCCAAACUAUUGACAAUCCAACACCAGAAAUCGAGUCUCAACAGGUUCAGCUUCCUGUUCCUGAUCGGGUAAGGAAGCGAGACCCGAGGUUGACUUGCUCCAAUUUUCUAGCGGGUAUAGUACCGUGUGCGUGUCCGGAGGUGGAUGAAUUAUUACGAGAGGAAGAGGCUACUUUGCCUGGAAAGAAACGGGUUAGAGUUGCUCGUGCCGGGUCGAGUAUUGCUAGGUGUCAAGUACCCGGUUGUGAAACGGAUAUUAGUGAACUCAAAGGGUAUCAUAGAAGACACAAGGUUUGUCUACGGUGUGCUACUGCUACUGCUGUUGUACUUGACGAGCAAACUAAAAGAUACUGUCAACAGUGUGGCAAGUUUCAUGUGUUAUCGGAUUUUGAUGAAGGGAAAAGGAGCUGUAGAAGGAAAUUAGAGAGGCAUAAUAAUAGAAGGAGAAGGAAGCCAGCUGAUUCUAGUAAGGCGAGCCCAGGUGAUAAGGAAGUUCAAGGGGAUUUGCUAACUGAAGAUACUACUACUUGUGAUGCUGAAGCUGAGAAAGAUGGUUUGUGCUCUAGUGGUCAGAUGGCGGAGAAAGAAGGGUUGGUUGAGUCUGAAGAUGGACAUGUUUCCACCAUGAACUCUGAUCCUAAUUCUCAAAAUGUUACUAGUGAUAGUGGAGUAUCUUUCACGGCUUUUGGGGACAUGCUAAUGGACGGGGGGAAAGAUGAUUCCAAAUUUUGGUUUUCUCCUUCGCAGUGUGACAAUAAGAGUGAUUACGCAUCCAUGUGUCCGACAGGUAGGAUCUCAUUCAAGCUUUAUGACUGGAAUCCGGCAGAAUUCCCUAGAAGGCUUCGACACCAAAUAUUCCAAUGGUUGGCCAAUAUGCCAGUUGAGUUGGAAGGAUAUAUUCGGCCAGGAUGUACAAUCCUGACUGCCUUUAUAGCGAUGCCACCAUUUAUGUGGGUGAAGUUAGUUGAAGAUCCUGUGUCUUAUUUGAACGACCUUCUUGGUAGUGGAAAAAUGUUGUCUAAAAAGGGCCGUAUGCGUGUUUAUGUGAAUAACAUGAUCUUCAAGGUCACAAAAGAUGGAAAUUCGGUGAUGAAAGUCAAUGUGGAAGGACACGCCCCAAGGCUUCACUAUGUUCACCCUACAUGUUUUGAGGCUGGAAAGCCCAUAGAGCUUGUUGUUUGUGGAAGUAAUUUGUUGCAGCCCAAAUUUCAGUUUCUGGUAUCUUUUGCUGGGAAGUAUCUUGCGCCUGAUUAUUGUGUUGCUUUACCACAAGCUCAUACCAAAGGAGGUCCAGGUCUUCACCAUCAGUUAUACAAAAUACUUACACACUGUAAUGAACCUAAUCUUUUAGGUCCCGCAUUUAUUGAGGUCGAGAAUGAGAGUGGCUUGUCAAACUAUAUCCCUAUACUUAUUGGGGACACAGAAAUUUGUUCUGAAAUGAAAAUAAUUCAGCAGAGAUUUGAUGCAUCUCAUUCAUUGAUUAUUGGCUCAGAGUGUGAGGUUUCUACAAUGAGACAAACAGCAUUGUCAGAGUUUAUUAUGGACAUUGCUUGGUUACUAAAGGAGCCUUCAGCAGAAAAUUCUCAACAAAUGAUGACUUCUUUCCAGAUUCAAAGAAUCAAUUCUUUGUUGAAUUUCUUGUUACACCAUGAAUCAACCAUCAUUUUGGAUAAAAUUUUAAAAAACCUGAAGAUCUUGAUGGACAAAAAGGAGGCCAAUGGUAUGGGUAAUGGCACUAGUGACACUAACAUGAGGCUAUUGCAGAGUUACAUGGAUUAUGCAAGCAAUAUUCGUCAUGAAAAACUCCAGAGAAGUGAAGUUUUGAAGCAUCACUUGGAAUUUUCUGGAAAGGAGAAUAAUUGCAUUUCAGGAAGCUGCUGUGGAAACAACAAGGAAUCAGUUGCUCUCUCCACUGAGAACUUGGAGCAAAGACCAAAUGGUGUAUUGGGAGCAAUGGGAAACUCCAAUUUUAAUGUUCGAAGCGAUGAGUUUCCACUUUUGACUAAAGAUGUCGUCAUGAGGAUGAACCUCGUAAAUGAAAGGCCCAAGAAAUCAUGUGGUCUCGUUUUCUCUAACAGAGUCUUGAAGUAUCGUCCUUCAUUUUAUGUAAUUGCUCUUAUUGCUGUUUGUUUUGGAGUAUGCGCCAUUGUUCUGCACCCUCAUAAGGUUAGCAAACUCGCAGUAUCUAUACGCAGGUGCCUGAUAGACAGAUUUUAGAUGUCAAAUAAAUCCAGACUAAAAUGCCAUCUCUUGAUCACUGGCUCUGUACAUCCCCUUUACACUAAUAGAUUAAAUUGACCCCCCCUGAAGCUUAAGGAUGGGGUUUGAUUCCUGACUUUGGAGUGUCCAAACUGCUAUUUCUCCAUGCUGCCUUGAUCUUGCCCUUGUAGGAGUGUCAAGAUAUAACCGCGGCCUUCCCAAGAGUUGGAGAUAUCUGCUGCUUUUUUCCAGUUGGAUGAGAAUUCUUUGUAGGCAAUGUCUAAUAUUCUUGCAUCAUUUGUUUCCUUGUUGUACUGACAACAGCUUUCACCCCCAAGUUCGUGUAUUAUCUUUUUUGGCAAUGAUAAUGAUGGAAUAAGUUACUAGGGA
This is a messenger RNA of Populus nigra (black poplar), 2823 nucleotides long. RefSeq names its product squamosa promoter-binding-like protein 7. Gene Ontology annotation, molecular function: DNA binding. Lineage: Eukaryota; Viridiplantae; Streptophyta; Magnoliopsida; Malpighiales; Salicaceae. Bases 67 to 2451 code for a protein of 794 amino acids. Gene Ontology annotation, cellular component: nucleus. The transcript is spliced from 10 exons. The record is from RefSeq and is a predicted model, not a curated record.